Messenger RNA from Hemibagrus wyckioides, 2861 nucleotides. Its product is annotated as polymeric immunoglobulin receptor-like. The record is from RefSeq and is a predicted model, not a curated record. NCBI's taxonomy places the organism in Eukaryota, Metazoa, Chordata, Actinopteri, Siluriformes, Bagridae. Gene Ontology annotation, biological process: cell surface receptor signaling pathway; negative regulation of T cell proliferation; immune response. Gene Ontology annotation, cellular component: external side of plasma membrane. The transcript is spliced from 9 exons. The coding region runs from base 27 to 1349 and encodes 440 amino acids.
ACACCAAACCUCAGACAUUCACCUGGAUGACCUUCAGAACAGGAUCUCUGACUGACGUGUUAAAUGAUGAACACUACCGUGGCAGACUUCAGCUGUUUAAUAACAUUUCUCCUGGUAAUCUGUCUCUGUUCAUAUCUGACCUGACAGAAGAGGAUCAGGGAAACUACAGGUGCAGCACUGAGAAGGGACUCAGAGACAUCACAAUUUAUGUUAAAGACUGUGAUCUCUCUGGUGAUAAUUAUCAGGUGUUUAAUGGACACCCAGGAGGUUCAGUUCUGUUACCCUGCUCCUGCUCUGACCUGAACACCAAACCUCAGACAUUCACCUGGAUGACCUUCAGAACAGGAUCUCUGACUGACGUGUUAAAUGAUGAACACUACCGUGGCAGACUUCAGCUGUUUAAUAACAUUUCUCCUGGUAAUCUGUCUCUGUUCAUAUCUGACCUGAGAGAAGAGGAUCAGGGAGUCUACAGGUGCAGCACUGAGAAGGGACUCAGAGACAUCACAAUUUAUGUUAAAGGCUGUGAUCUCUCUGGUGAUAAUUAUCAGGUGUUUAAUGGACACCCAGGAGGUUCAGUUCUGUUACCCUGCUCCUGCUCUGACCUGAACACCAAACCUCAGACAUUCACCUGGAUGACCUACAGAACAGGAUCUCUGACUGACGUGUUAAAUGAUGAACACUACCGUGGCAGACUUCAGCUGUUUAAUAACAUUUCUCCUGGUAAUCUGUCUCUGUUCAUAUCUGACCUGAGAGAAGAGGAUCAGGGAGACUACAGGUGCAGCACUGGAUUCUGGGAAUACAGAGACAUCAGGAUUAAUGUUGAAGUAGGAAGAAGAGAAACUUCAACACACUCGGGGAAAACAGACAGAAGACCUCCAUCAGAACAGCCUCCAAGUAAAACAACAAACUCUCCACCUUCAUCAUCCUCAACAACACUGGAACAAGAAAGCAAAGCAACUUCAGCUCUCUCAAUGAAAACACACAGAAGACCUCAAUCAGAACAGCCUCAAAUCACACCAAAAACCUCUUCACCUUCAUCAUCCUCAACAACACUGGAACAAGAUGAACAAGAAACUCAUAGCAGCCUCCCUCUGGUGUUCGGCAUUGCGGCAGCUUUUCUGUCGGUGAUAGUCGGUGUAGUGGCAUUUAUUUGUUGGAGAUGCAAAGGAGGAAGAUGUGGAAAGAAGGUGAUUACUGAAGGACGUCCAAAGCAGAAGGAUCAGACUGUACCUGAUGUUACUUACUCUACUGUAAGCCACAUUCACACAGCCGGAGCAGCUCAGGUCCAGAUCAACGCUGGAGAGAAAACCGAAUACGCCAGCAUUAAAAAAGAAAAAGAAGAAAAAUGAAAGUUCAUCACCCUGUUUUGUGUAAGACGACUGCUGUAGAAGUUGUGUUUGUUUGUGACUGUCGUGGGAAAGUCGUCUGGACUGAAUGUGGAUUUCAAAAUGAGUUUUUGUAAAACACACUUAUAGUUAGUUAAAGGGUUUGUGACAGUGGUCACUGCAGUGUCACAGCCUGAAAUACUGUAGCUUAUGAUGGAAGAAAACCCUGACCUCCUCCUGCCACCCUGACCCGUGGUCUGACCUGCAGGAUUUGUUUUAAGCUGUAGAACAGAAGAAAGUCUUUCAUAUUCAGAUUCCUGCUCUGCCUCAAUAACACAGGAUUUCAUCUUACAAGAAUCCAAGAAUCAUAUUUUGUGAAAUCAUGUAGAGGUGAGCGUCCUGUGAUAAUCAUAAUGGCCAUUUUCUUUAAUAUGAAUCUCAUGUUAGCUCGUAGCUUUGAAGGAUUUUCUUGUGUAUGUGAAUAAAUCUGAAUAAAUCUGUCAUUAUCUUAAUUAUGUCCUGUCCUUACGCUAACGUAAUCAGUAACUAUCAUCAGUCUAUAUUAACAUUACUGAUGUUAUACAGCAUAACCCAUAUUGAUCAACUGUUAUUGUUGAUAUUUGACCAGUCACCAAGUAAAAUUUAUUUUUCAUAUUUUUUUAUGUAAAGCAGAAUAAGAUUACUGCACAAAUACUGUAAUUGUCCAUCACACACCAAAGCAUUAGUUACUGAAUACUGAAAUAUUGACUGAGCUGAAUCUGAACUUUUUUCCUCUGAAUCUGUAGAGCAGCAAGUUUCUGUUAAAGUCAAUCUGCUUAGAUCCUCGCUGGUCAUUUGUUUAAAACUGAUUCCCCAGACACAGGAGUGUCCAGCACACAUUACUUAUUCUGUAUGAGUGACCAAGUCAGACUGUCCCGCUGUAGUACUUCAUAUUUUCUUCUGCUGUGAUGUUUAUAUUUUUAUUUUUAAGCACUUUAUGUAGGAAACAAUUUACAAGCUAUAGAGCAUGUCUUUAUAUUAUAAGGGUCUUUUUUCUUGUGUAGAGUCCAUGCACAAAUACCUGUGCCCUGUGAACACUGACACACACACACACACACACAAAUGUGCCAUACAUCUACAUGGUAAAGUAUUUUAUCAGGUUUUAAUUUGUUACUAUCUUAAGUAUAACAUAAAUCUUUACAGGAAAUCCUAACUGAUCUCAAGUCCUGCUAUUUUCCAGCCUCCAUGUUCCCCUUGUGUGUCAUGACUGUUCAGAAUAAUGUUAACUGACAUCUGUAUCAUGAUCAUUUCUCAGACCUUGUGUUAAAAGGCAUAUGUGAGUAAGGUGACAGAUUCUUCUCACAUAAAAUGAAUAGUUAAUUACAAAAAAUGACAACAUUAGAGCUAGGAUAAAUGCAGUACUAUUUUUGACUUAAGUACAUUUGGAUACAAGAACUUUUGUACUAUAACUCAAGUAGAAAUUCAAAUUGAGGACUUUUGCUUUUACCGUAAAAUUAAGUAAAAAUUUGAGUAAAAAUCAAACAGCAGCCUCCACAC